AGCGCCGUCUCGUCGAUGUGUGUCGUAUGGUUGGACAUACUGUUUCUGUGUGUGUGGUGUUAUUUUAACAAUGACACUCGCGGGAACCAAUUUCUCUCGGUCAGUCAGUUGGAGCUAAUCAAACGUUGCAGACUUGCUACUUGUUUCUGUAAUAGUGUCCGUCAUUUUGAUAAUCGAUUCGGUGUCGUCAAUUGCGAAUCAGUGAUUACGUUUUGAUCCAGAAAAAGAUUGUUGAAUACUGUUCGUGAAAAAGUUAAAUUGUGACCUCGUCGCAACCGGAAAAUUUCGGGGAAAAUAGUGUAGUUUGAGAAAUUCAGCAAGUGGCUGAAACUAGUGAUUCUUCUGUAUAGUGAGCACAAGUGCACACUGUCCUGAAAGGAAAUCGAUACGGCAUUCAUACAGCCAAGGUUUGGUCAGCGCUGUGGAAAGCCGGCUAGAAGUUAAAAAGUGUUCGCUUCACGUGUGACAGGCGCGCAGUUUGAUUCCUAGUGAACGGUGCAAGUUCUUCGCUUGUAAAACGUGAUUCUGCCUCACGGCAUACUUCCCAUAUGUAUAAAUUCUUUGUAAAUUCAAGCGUGACAUAUAUAAUAAAAUAAUACUGUUGAGUGCAGAUCAAGUUCGGCAAAUAGUGUACUGUCAUUGGAGCUUGACAAAGCGAAAAUAAGCGAGCUUGGAUACACAUUUCACAUAAACAUACUCAGAUCGGUAUUUUUUGUUUUGGUUGCCUUUUCACAAAUAGUUAAUUUCAUGUGUAAAUUAACAAGCAAGAAGAACUCGAUACUUCUCGACAACAAGAAACGUGUUAGACUUUUUUUCCGGAAACCACGCUACACACAUUACUGCUCAGUUUGGUAUAUUAUAGAAUCGGCAGCAGCGGCGGCGAAGAAAAAAAAGGCCAACGGCGCUGAUCGACGGGCACGGAUAAACUGAACUUCCAUCGCCAUAAGCGAGAUAUUUGAAUCAUAAUUGCUGCUAACAUAAUUAAACUGAGCGUGACCGGAACCUCACUGAAUUUAAUCAAUUCCUUUCCAAGGCCUUGUCGAAGUGAGCGAUUAUCCCGACACUUAGAAAGGCUCCUGCAGUGUGGUGUCGUAUCUAGGAGUUCCUCGACUUCAUCGCAGGUAGCAGCAUCGAAAGCUGUAAACUGGCAGGCCAACCGGUUCUCUAUCAUAGCGUUCCAGUCCGCUCUGUAGAAAAGUUUUAUAUAACCCGUAAUCGGACAACAACUCAUUCCUGUUCGUUUGGGUAUCGUUUGGCAGUACCGCGAGAGUAACUUCAGCAUAACGUACGGUUCAACGGAAGUGUGCGAGUUUUUCUACCAGCCGUAAGCUAAAUCACGUGUCCGGUAAUAUAUCUGUGUUGUUUUAAGAAGAAGUAGAAAAAAUCGACACUGUGGAAGAUUGACGUAGUAACAAACCACAAUCCGUUGGAGGGCGAGCUCGAGAUACCGGGCUUGAACUGUAUCAAGUAAAUAUCGGUUUACGUUCUGGAUCUACGUAGAAGCUUGAUCUCGUAGAUACAGAAUCCGAAAGAAAUCGCAGUAGAGCCAAUUUCUCACGGAGCGUCUCAGUCAGCGGUAUAGGUUUGAACUUACACCAGAAAGCAGCAACGGAUUGGAUCGGUAGAGUUCCGCGAACCGCACACGAUAUGGAAGGCUAUUGGGAAGCCCCUAGUGGUCACGCGCCUCAUCCUGUCAAAUAUGAAAGGUUAGUCAUUGUUAUGUCUGGAUUUUCCAGCUAGGGCCCUAAGUGAAGCAUCCGUGCCCGGAUAUUCGUAUUGCAACGAACAGCUAAACUUUUCCACUACCAACACCACAUACAGCGAAGAUGACGCUGACUUUGCACCCGGACGCCGGGGUAAAACGUCGCGGCAAGAUCCAUUGUCACAUCGGAUAAUCGAGAAACGACGACGUGAUCGGAUGAACUCCUGUCUGGCCGAUCUGUCGCGUCUAAUUCCGCAGCAGUACAUGCGCAAAGGCCGUGGUCGGGUGGAAAAAACUGAAAUCAUCGAAAUGGCUAUCCGACACCUGAAGAACUUGCAAAACCAAGAAUGUGCACGCGAAUCGUCUUGUGCUGAGCAGUACCGACUGGGUUACAACGAUUGCCUGACCGAAGCUGCUAAAUUUAUGCUGCGCGAACGAGGCGAGGAGAUGUGCUAUCGAUUGGUGGAUCAUCUGAAAGAACACUGCAGCGAAAUUAUGAAAGGUGAAUUGUUAAAGUCCCGCUGUGGUUCGGAGAUUCCAAACGGUGGCAGCCCAGUGUAUCUACAUCCUGGUCCCCUGUCGUCGCUGCGUGAUAUGUUAUCCUGUCCUUCGGAUUUGGAGCACAGUAGCAAUGAUCACCACGACGUAAAGGACCUAAGCUUCCGAAGCAGCACCAACAGUUGCAGUAGCAAUCCACCACAAGCUGCCGUGAUCACCUCAACCGCACCAAACAGUGUACAGCAUUUAGACACUUCGAGCAAUCACUCAACAGUUGAUUACGAAGCCUCAUCACCCUCUCGUAUUUCCACCAGUUCCGCCAAUGGAGCACUGCAUCAUUUCCAGCAGGACAGCAACAACAACAUUAACGCCCAGCACGAAAGUGUCUUACGAAACAUUCGUAUGCGGAAGUUCUCCGAAACUUCACCAGAGCACGAGCACAACCACAACAGCUACAAAUUUAAGAACUAUAUUCAGCAGCGUUUUUCGCAAGACACGCAUGGAAAUGAAAAUGGGCACAUGGCUGAUGGUCCGCAUAGUCCAUCAUCGCUUCCCGAGGAUCACCAGAUGCCUGAAAUUCCUCCACAGUCGUUAGAAAAACCUCUAAUGAAUGGACUCGGUCUAAAACGUAAAUCCGAAUGUGCCACUACCAUCGACGGAAAUGAUGAACCGCUGUCCCUGAAACGGAAGGUUAUUGCAAUGGACCAAUCGUCGCCUGUAACACUGGUUCAAGACGAACGGGAUGAACUGGUGAUGGAUAAGAAACCCAAAAAUGGACUUGCUGAAAUCAAGAAUGAACAUGUGACAAGAAACGCUUAUGCAUCUUACACCGUUCCGAUCUUUGCUUGCCAUACACAGGGUUUCUAUAUUCCGCUCAACGUGGACUACGAUACUUUACUGCCAUAUCUGAAUGGAGUCGAUUUGUUCGGAAAGAGUUACGCCCAGAUGCCGCCGUUACAUCCAAUCAAUAUAAGCGUUAACUACUCCUCUAGCAGCUUACUGAAAACGGCCAUGAAUGGACUAACUUCCAUCGGAAAGGCCAAGCUAGUCGAAGGACUGGUAAAUGGAUGUUAGAAUUUCGUGUUUCAAAGAUCUAGCGAUCGACGAUAGUUGAAAUAUUCCAGAAAACUUCACAACAAGUAAAAUGCAAAACAGCUAGUUUGUCACCAAUUUUAUGUUCUCUUGCUCUGGAAUUUUGCGUUCGAUUACUGCAUGUUUAGUAUGUCUAUCUUUGCUUAUGGAUUUAAUAUCAACUUCAUGAUAUCUACUCAUCAGCUAUGAGAGGUACAAUUCAGGAUAAGGGUUCUCCUCGCAGAGUAAUAGAAGGUUCUUCCGGUGACAUCGCAUGCACUGUGAGGAGAAACAUAGUGCCAGUUUGUUUGAUUAUCACUGUGAAAAUUAUAGUUUUAGUAAUCCACAUUUCAUCCGUUAUUGGUCUGAUAUAGGUGUGACUUUGAGCCACACUAGGUUAAAAACUUCUACCGAUGUUUGGCUCGCCUUGAGAAAUUUUUAAUGAUUACAACUCGACCAGCGUCGAAGUUAACAUUAAAUACAUCGUUCACUUUUUUUCUGUGUGAUUUUACACCACAUCCCCCAAAAAAUUUGUGGAUUUUCCUCAAUGUACUUUUCAUGGAGAGAAAAAAAACUUUGUUAAAUUUUGUUCGUGCUCACAAGUUGUAAUGUGUUAUCUCCACGGAAAAUAAUCAAAUUUAUUUAUUUUCAACUUCGCUAACCAAACAAUGCUUCGAAUAUUUUACAUGGACCUGAACUGUCUGCUAUAUGUGAGAUACGAGUAAAUAUCUUUAAAAAAAAAAGACAACUGAACAAUACAGCUCAAGCGCAGAAGAUUUCUGCGUGAUAAUAUUCAAAAUUAUUGGAUCCACUGAACAGUGUAUCAAUGCUGCAUAAUCAGAAUGAGCUCGGUUUUGACCUUGGGAAGAACUAGACAUAUGGAUCGAAAACAAAGUUCCCACACUUUACUUACAACCCGUUUGUCUAAUAAAUACCAUCUUCAAAUGUUAGGAAACAGAUAAGACAAAGGUCACAACCGAAAUUCAGUGUGCACCAAGCAAGAAAAUCCAAACCCUAAAGUGCAUUUUUGCCAUAACAAACCGCAUUUGUCCCUUUUAUUAUGAAUACGUAAAAACCUGCACAUUACAACAAUUGAAAUUUGAAAAUAAGAUCUGCUUACUUAAUCACAAAAUUGCUGCAGAUAACAAUUGCUUGGAAAUAAUAAAAAUACACAGAAAGUAAUAAAUGUAAUGCUAAACAGAAGAAUUGAAAAUCAAUUUCCAUCACUGAAGGAACCAAGUAACUGACUAAUAACAAAUAAACUGAUAAAACGAGGUAUGUCUAAUUGUAUAGUUAAACUCAGGUAUACACUAUUUUUAGCCAAACAGAAAAUCCCAUGCAGAAUAGAUAGCGUAUAAUUCAAUGACAAAAGGAGAACAAGUGCUACUGUGCGAAACAAUGUGGAACCCUAGGUAGCACACGGUAGGAACAUUUAGAAAAACAAAAUGAAAACCAGAUUGUAUAGAACAAGUAACUUCUUGAUGAUAGAACCGACUUUUUUUUGUAAAUCGUCCAAACAGAGUCAGUGAUGCCACCAACCCGUCUCUUUUAAACUGGUUGAGUUUCAUGAUUUUUUAUUAUCAAAUAUAAUUAAAUUAAAAUCUUUUAAUCUGUGAUACUGAUUAACAACGGAAACCAACAAAAUGACGGGAAACAGUAGCGACAAAAUGAGGGAAAUGAAUGCAAACAAAGAGAUUUUUAGACAUUGUUUGACGGCCAAACAAGUUUAGAGUUGAAACUUAAAUGCUUUGUAUAAACCAUUCAGUCGCUUUAUUCUUGUAUAUUUUUAACUAAGAGCAGAAACAACAACAAACCAACAAGAAGAGAAACAUUUUUACGAAACAUGAGUAGACAAGUGCUGUAAAUAAUUAUAGAAAGUCAACCAAAUAAAUUGUCAUAAUAACAA
Messenger RNA from Malaya genurostris, 5177 nucleotides. It is a transcript of the gene cwo, whose product is annotated as transcription factor cwo. Bases 1919 to 3274 code for a protein of 451 amino acids. Gene Ontology annotation, biological process: regulation of circadian rhythm; regulation of transcription by RNA polymerase II; anterior/posterior pattern specification. The transcript is spliced from 4 exons. The record is from RefSeq and is a predicted model, not a curated record. Lineage: Eukaryota; Metazoa; Arthropoda; Insecta; Diptera; Culicidae. Gene Ontology annotation, molecular function: DNA-binding transcription factor activity, RNA polymerase II-specific; protein dimerization activity; RNA polymerase II cis-regulatory region sequence-specific DNA binding. Gene Ontology annotation, cellular component: nucleus.